Rhinocladiella mackenziei CBS 650.93 is the source of this 429-nucleotide messenger RNA. RefSeq lists its product as uncharacterized. The record is from RefSeq and is a predicted model, not a curated record. The transcript is spliced from 3 exons. NCBI's taxonomy places the organism in Eukaryota, Fungi, Ascomycota, Eurotiomycetes, Chaetothyriales, Herpotrichiellaceae. Bases 1 to 429 code for a protein of 142 amino acids.
AUGCAGCCACCAUUCCCAGCUCCGGUCGCUGAAUGGCAUAAUAACACUUACGACGCUAUCAAUCCAACACGGCCCGAGAUGUCCCAAGCUAGCAGGACCAUCGUGAUCACAGCCCAUGUUCCCGAUAUCGUAGAUACACCUGCAGUUGACAAAGCUGCCCAAAAGAUUGGAUCUUGGGAUGUCAUUAUUGCCAGUGCAGGCUAUAUCCCGAACCUUGCUCCCAUUGACAAUAGCGACGCUGACGAAUGGAGGAAGACCUUUGAGAUUAACGUCAAAGGCAGCUAUGUGCUUACCCGUGCAUUUCUUCCAUACAAGAAAGCUGGCGGCACCAUCAUUGCUUCCUUGAGUGGCUUUGCAUUCUUUCCUCCAUCCCUGCCUAUUCUCUCCGGCUCUGGAUCGACUUUUGGACGGAGAAACCUCGAUCAUUAA